AUGAGAGCAGAUGACCGGAGUAACGAGGUGCAGUUGCUACGCGCGUUCGUUGAUGCCAGGAAGAGGGGUGUCGAAGAGGCCGAGAAGAGAUACGAUGUUCCUGCAGCAGUGAAGGAGCUGCGAGAUCUGGCUUCCCCCUUGCUGCACCCAGAGCAGGUUACGCCAACGAGGAAGGACUUGUACUUGGGUCUUUUCUAUCGUGACGUGGUGUCGUUUCUGCUCAAAUUCGUGGCCGUUCAUCUCGAAAUUUGCUUCUCGGAGCGAGAUCGGGCACAGGUGUUUGACGUCUUUUUCGAUCGAAAAGUCGUUCCUUCGAGUCGAGCGAUCAGCGCUCUCGUCUCGACGCUUUCUGCUAUGCGAAACGAUCCGGACAAGGCAAGUGAAAUGGUGACGGAAGACUAUAAGGUGUCGAUUACGCAAUGUGUCCGGCUGCUGGAGAAAAUCGUCAUGGCCGGUGGCAUACAAGACAUCAUGACAGAAAUGCUUGAGCAUGAGCAGCAAACGACAGUGGGUGGCGACAGAACGAACGCAAUCGGCCAGCAGGUGCUCAUCUCGCAGCUUUCAUCGCUACCAGAUCUCAUCUUCAACCGAUGUCAGCGUGAUACCCCAGCUGCAUUUCGCCCUCGCCGGUACUUUUCGACGCUCUGUGAUGACUUGUUCUGCAGCCUCGUCCAGCAGGAGGUACAUGUCAGUCGAGUAAACACCUUCCGUAUGUUUGCGGACAAGCUGAAGCGCAUUGGCCAAGCCCACAUACUUGUCCAAAGCUGGUUGCGGUCUAUUGGCACUUCAUCGGUUGCUCCAAAUAAUCGGGCUUUAUUCGAGAGCCUUCCAGAAUCAUGCCACGAGCAGAUUUUGCUCCACAUUUCCAACCAAAUCAUAUCACGCUCUUUGGGUGUACGCCAAGCUCUGGCACAUCCAAAGUACAAGCUUCUCGCCCAGAUUCCACUCGCGUUGUGCGUCAAUAGUCACUUCCAGUACGUUAUCGCGCACAAGUUGCUGCUUCGGAAACCAAUCGAUGACUUUUUAUUCUGGCGCGUGCUAGUCGACGCACUGGCGCAAGGUGGCGGUGACUUGUGCCAAUCCCCGCUGAUAACUUUAUUCGACAUGGUACUCGCGCAGUGGAGUCAGAGCGAUUUUGCGGUCAGCACCGAUUACACCGUGAACGCUUCAGUGUGCUUUUUUCUUCGCUACUCCUUGCAAAAGUUUGCAGCGGACAAUGGGAGAGCAGUAAUGGCGCAGCAAGACUGGGUCACAAAGCUGUGCAAAGGGGUCCAAGAUCAUAUGAGUCAUUCUCUAGAGAGUGUACGAGCGUUGGGCAUGCGGGUCGGGGAGAGCCUAUCACACGUCAUCGCAUCCGAAAAGCCACUGAAUUUUGGCCUCGAAGGCGAAGACCCUGUGGCAAUCUAUGGAUGCCCCGUGCUACCUACCGAACUCGAGAAAGACAUGUUGGUACCGAGUGCAAAUGCGAGUUCCGCCAAAGAAAAGUCAAGUGAGACUCCGUUUGCACGCGGCACAAGUCACUGCAAAGCGAAUCGAAUCCAACAAAAACAACCGAGAAAGCAUUCAGCGAAAGCAUUCAGUCUUGACCCGGACGAGUUGGUACUCAGUGACGACGAUGGUGCAAAUGCGUCGGAUAUUGAUGGGGAAUCUGAGGUUAGUUCUGACGGUGCAGAUUCUGCCUCUGAUAUGAGCUUGGAAGCGUACGACUUACAGGAUGACGAGGAAGACUUGACGGCGAAACGACCCCUGUAUCUAAGGGACUUGAUUGCUGGUCUCUUAUCGGAUGAUGAUCGCGAGAAAACCGAAGUUGCUUUGAACGAGGCCGAAACCUUGCUCCGUCGGCAGCCACGAGACCUAAACGACAAAGCAGUCGAGAUCGUGAGGGCACUGGUACGACUGGAAGACAAGUACAACACGCUACAGUUCACGACGCUGCGCUCGCAGGCCCUUGCUACGGUGUGUGCGCUGGCACCAGCUCAAACGUUACCGUACAUGUGCAGCCAGGCGCUUGAGCGAGAACAGUUGCUACAGUCCCGUAUUGACGUGCUUCAGGCAAUGACCUCGGCCGCUCAAGAGCUUUCCGAACGAGGUAGUGGCUACCAGUGCCCACAAUUGCCCAAGAAACUGCUCCAAGACCAGACUCAAAGUAGCCUGGAGACGCGCACGAUACAAAGUCUGAAAACACGUCGUUGGGGUUAUCGGCGCGACCCGCUGGCUGCAGCAAAGAGGAACGCGUUUGCGCCGUACGCACUACAGUUCUUCUCGCCACUGCUGUUCGGGUACGUCCAGUACGUGCGGAAGCAUUCGGUUGGUUCCGACACAACUGGGAAGUCUCGGAGUGAAGUCGAGCAAACGUUCCUGGCUCAUUUGCUGCAUGCCCUCGCGAGCUUUGUCGAGUGCAGCGGACAGGCGCCGCAGACAAUGGCAAUGGCCAAGUGUUUGCUGGAGUUUGUGUGGAGCGAACGCGCCAACACGAACGCUGAGGUGCGUCGCCAGGUGCUGUAUGGUCUGAGCCGCGUGCUGCUGGUAGCGCCGCCAGCGCUGCUACAGCAGGAGAUGGGCGAGACACUCGCAAAGCAAGUCGCUCCUUGGAUUUGCCACACCCAGAAGCACGACCCUGACGCUGGUUGCCGUGAGGCGGCGCGGCUGCUGCGGUCGUUGACGUCGGCGCAGGUAGUGUCGCAAUCGAUCGCCUGA
This is a messenger RNA of Hyaloperonospora brassicae, 2697 nucleotides long. The record is from the annotation of a GenBank genome assembly. NCBI's taxonomy places the organism in Eukaryota, Oomycota, Peronosporomycetes, Peronosporales, Peronosporaceae.